Molecule: messenger RNA, 147 nt
Organism: Dibothriocephalus latus
Lineage: Eukaryota; Metazoa; Platyhelminthes; Cestoda; Diphyllobothriidea; Diphyllobothriidae
Source: the annotation of a GenBank genome assembly
GACUGCGCUUUCGCUGUCGAGAAUGCCGUUAACGACGAAUUGAUAAAAAUUGGAGGAUGUCUUCUUGGCAUCACGCUCCUCAGUUUCUUCACUUCCGCUUUGGCCUUUGUGCUUGCGCGCAACAUAAAAGUCUACGAUAAACUGUAA